Messenger RNA from Drosophila ananassae, 782 nucleotides. Its product is annotated as putative peptidyl-prolyl cis-trans isomerase dodo. The record is from RefSeq and is a predicted model, not a curated record. The transcript is spliced from 4 exons. The coding region runs from base 210 to 731 and encodes 173 amino acids. Gene Ontology annotation, molecular function: peptidyl-prolyl cis-trans isomerase activity; protein binding. Lineage: Eukaryota; Metazoa; Arthropoda; Insecta; Diptera; Drosophilidae. Gene Ontology annotation, cellular component: nucleus; cytosol.
CACUAUAAAUAAAUAUCGAUGGAUUGUGGACAUUCCGCAAAAUUUUCGCCAAAAAAUAUUGUGGACAUUGAGUGGACUGUGUUUGCUUUUAUUUUAAUUUUCGCAGCUGACCACUUGCAUUUAAAAAAAGGAAGGAAAUCCAAAAUUAGCCAAAAGGAUUUCCUCGAAGAUAAGAUAUAACAAAGAUUAAUUCUUGAAACGAAGAAGAGAUGCCAGAUGCCGAGCAAUUACCCGAGGGCUGGGAGAAGCGUACCAGCCGAUCCACAGGCAUGAGCUACUAUCUGAACGUGCACACAAAGGAGUCCCAGUGGGAUCAGCCCACCGAGCCGGCCAAGAAAGCCGGGGCUUCUAGCGGCGGUGGCGCCAGCGGUGGCGGCUCUGGAGGUGAUGCCCCGGACGAGGUGCAAUGCCUCCAUCUGCUGGUGAAGCACAAGGGCAGCCGGCGUCCAAGUUCGUGGCGCGAGGAGAACAUCACCCGCACCAAGGAGGAGGCGCAACUGCUGCUAGAGGUCUAUCGCAACAAGAUCGUCCAAGGCGAGGCCACCUUCGACGAGCUGGCGCGCUCCUACUCCGACUGCAGUUCCGCCAAGCGGGGCGGCGACCUCGGCACCUUCGGCAGGGGUCAGAUGCAGCCGCCGUUCGAGAAGGCCGCCUUCGGGCUGAACGUCGGCCAGUUGUCGGGGAUUGUGGACACCGACUCCGGUCUGCACAUCAUCCUGCGCAAAUCGUAAACAGAACUCGCAAAGAAUAAACCUAACUUACAGCCAUUUCUGAAUAUAUAA